This is a messenger RNA of Cucumis sativus (cucumber), 2943 nucleotides long. RefSeq names its product putative receptor-like protein kinase At3g47110. Gene Ontology annotation, biological process: protein phosphorylation; hormone-mediated signaling pathway. Lineage: Eukaryota; Viridiplantae; Streptophyta; Magnoliopsida; Cucurbitales; Cucurbitaceae. The coding region runs from base 29 to 2779 and encodes 916 amino acids. Gene Ontology annotation, molecular function: ATP binding; protein binding; protein kinase activity. Gene Ontology annotation, cellular component: plasma membrane. The record is from RefSeq and is a predicted model, not a curated record. The transcript has a single exon.
GGUUUCAGCUCAUCACAAAUCUUGCAUAAUGAGACAUAAUAUCUGCAGUACCAAAAUGAUAUUUCUCUCUGAUGUCUUUUUGUUGACCAUCAGCUUGGUUUUUGCAAAUACUUUAGCAGAUGAAUCAGAUCGCACUGCUCUACUUGACUUGAAAGGAAGAGUACUGAACGACCCACUUAAAGUCAUGAGUUCUUGGAACGAUUCCACGUAUUUUUGUGACUGGAUCGGUGUUACUUGCAAUGACACCAUUGGAAGGGUGGUGAGUUUAAAUUUGGAAACUCGAGAUCUUACUGGUUCUGUACCUCCUUCCUUAGGAAAUCUCACUUACCUAACUGAAAUCCAUUUGGGAGGGAACAAAUUCCAUGGCCCAAUUCCCCAAGAGUUCGGUCGGUUACUUCAAUUGCGUCUUCUCAAUCUAUCCUACAAUAACUUUGGUGGUGAGUUUCCAGCGAAUAUAAGUCAUUGCACUAAGUUGGUUGUCUUGGAGCUUAGCAGCAAUGGGUUUGUGGGUCAGAUUCCGAACGAAUUGUCCACAUUGACUAAGUUGGAACGAUUUAAGUUCGGCAUCAAUAAUUUUACUGGAACAAUUCCACCUUGGGUAGGAAAUUUUUCUUCCAUAUUGGCUAUGUCAUUCGGGCGGAACAACUUUCAUGGAAGCAUUCCAAGUGAAAUAGGGCGUCUAUCUAAAAUGGAAUUCUUCACAGUUGUUGAGAAUAAUUUGACAGGUAUAGUGCCACCUUCGAUCUAUAAUAUAUCUUCUUUGACACUCUUGCAGUUUACUAAAAAUCAUUUGCAAGGUACUCUACCACCAAAUAUCGGGUUUACUCUUCCCAAUCUUCAAUCGUUUGCUGGUGGUAUUAAUAAUUUCGACGGACCUAUUCCGAAGUCCUUAGCUAAUAUCUCAAGCCUUCAAAUCUUAGAUUUUCCUAAUAACAAUUUUUUUGGGAUGGUACCAGAUGACAUAGGGAGAUUGAAAUACCUAGAGCGUUUAAAUUUUGGAUCAAAUAGUCUUGGAAGUGGAAAAGUUGGUGACUUAAAUUUUAUUAGUUCCUUGGUCAACUGUACUAGGCUAAGGAUUUUGGGUCUAGAUACAAACCACUUUGGAGGAGUAGUGCCUUCUUCCAUUGCCAACCUUUCAAACCAGCUAGUUGCCAUAACCUUGGGUGAUAAUAUGUUAAGUGGGAGCAUUCCUUUAGGGAUUACAAACUUGAUUAACUUGCAAGUUCUUGCAAUGGAAGGAAACAUGAUGAAUGGUAGUAGUAUCCCUCCCAAUAUAGGGAACCUUAAAAGUUUGGUGCUUUUAUACUUGGGUAGAAAUGGAUUAAUUGGGCCAAUCCCUUCCUCCAUUGGUAACUUAACUUCACUUACGAAUCUCUACUUGAGUUAUAACAAACAUGACGGAUAUAUACCAACAAGCUUAGGAGAAUGCAAAAGCCUUGUAUCUCUUGAGCUAUCUAGUAAUAACCUAAGUGGCACCAUACCAAAGGAAAUCUUUAGUCUCACUUCUCUCUCAAUCACUUUGACCUUAGAUCAUAACUCAUUUACUGGUUCAUUGCCAGAUGGAGUGGGUGGUUUACUUAGUUUAUUACAACUAGAUUUAUCAGAAAACAAGUUAUCAGGUAAUAUUCCUAGCAACCUCGGUAAAUGUACUAGUAUGGAACAAUUGUAUCUUGGGGGAAACCAAUUUGAGGGAACAAUUCCUCAAUCUUUCAAAACUUUGAAAAGCCUUGUAAAAUUAAAUUUAUCACACAACAACUUGAUAGGACCAAUUCCUGAAUUUUUAUGUGAACUUCCUUCACUCAUGUAUGUCGAUCUAUCCUACAAUAACUUUGUGGGAAAAGUCCCUGAAGAAGGAGCUUUUUCCAAUUCAACCAUGUUUUCUAUCAUUGGGAAUAAUAAUCUGUGUGAUGGUUUGCAAGAAUUACAUUUGCCUACAUGCAUGCCUAACGACCAAACACGUUCAUCAUCAAAGGUGUUAAUCCCUAUAGCAUCUGCAGUCACAUCUGUUGUUAUUUUGGUGAGCAUCUUCUGUUUGUGUUUUCUGCUUAAGAAGUCGAGAAAGGAUAUUUCAACGUCAUCUUUUGCAAACGAGUUUCUGCCACAAAUUUCAUACUUGGAACUUAGCAAAUCAACCGAUGGAUUCUCUAUGGAUAAUUUGAUUGGUUCGGGUAGUUUCGGUACUGUGUAUAAAGGUUUACUUUCAAAUGGUGGAUCUAUUGUUGCCAUAAAAGUUUUAAAUCUCCAACAAGAAGGUGCUUCCAAGAGUUUUGUUGAUGAAUGCAAUGCCCUUUCGAACAUACGACAUCGAAAUCUCCUCAAGAUCAUAACUUCUUGCUCAAGUAUUGACGUACAUGGCAAUGAAUUUAAAGCUCUAGUUUUCAAUUUUAUGUCCAAUGGAAAUCUUGAUGGUUGGCUUCAUCCUCCAAAUCAGGGGCAAAAUCAAAGGCGGUUGAGUCUCAUCCAGAGAUUGAACAUUGCUAUUGAUAUUGCAUGUGGAUUAGACUAUCUCCAUAAUCAUUGUGAAACUCCUAUUGUUCAUUGUGAUUUGAAGCCAAGCAACAUACUGCUCGAUGACAACAUGGUAGCUCAUGUAGGGGAUUUUGGAUUAGCUAGAUUCAUGCUAGAAAGAUCGAGUGAUCAAAUAUUUUUUAGUCAAACCAUGUCACUUGUACUCAAGGGUUCUAUUGGAUAUAUCCCUCCAGGUAUUUCUCUUCCUUCUAAGCUUUAUAAUCUUUUAAUUCUAAUUGCUUUAGGUACUUGGUAUAAUCCAACUGAAUGAAUUUCUGCAGAGUAUGGUACAGGUAGCAUAAUUUCCAUUGAAGGAGAUAUCUUCAGUUACGGAAUACUAUUACUAGAGAUGAUCAUCGGAAAAAGACCCACUGAUGACACCUUUGGCAAUGAUAUGGACAUUCACUUGUUCACUAGAAGGGCAUUACCUCGAGA